GCGCGCGCGCGCGCGCGUGUGUGUGAACAGUGCCCGCGAGCUGACGUACACACACGGCGGCGGCGGCGGCGGCUGCCGUGGCGGUGGAACGGAGCCAAGCGACCGGCGCUCAGAGAGAGGGAACCGUGUCCGGUGGUGACUCGCCACGAUGGAGUAGUGGAUCGCAGUUUGGCGCAUAAACGUGCAACGCUCGUCGGUCUUGUUCUUAGUUUAAAACGAGUCGCCGUCAAUUAAACACACACACGCAUACACGCAUUUAAUACAAUAUAAUAACACAAUAAAUAUUGCUCGAUACGUAUACGAUUGUUGUGAUAUUAAAUACGCGCACCGCGCUGUUCAAAGUCGUCCGUUCGACGAGUGACGUUUUUUAACACGUUUGUUCGGGGUUUUUUUUUUUUUCCAAACGCCGUUUGGGUCUUUGGAAUUUUUUUUGCGGGUAAAAGUUUUCUUUUUUUUUUUUUUCUCCGGACGCUUUCUUCUUCGACACCCCCCGUCGUCUCCGAGUCACCGCUCCGUCAGUGUGCGCGUUUUUCUUUCCGCGCCCCGUCGUACGCGCGGUACCGUCCCCGCCCCCGAGUUCGUUUUGCACGGUGCGAGAGAAAAUAUGGUCUCCGCGCCACUAAGAUGAUACCGGCGUACAAACCGUCGGGAGACAGUUUCGUCGAAUACAUAUUCGUGCUCAACCACUCGAAAACCUGAACUUCCGGUCCCUGCAGUGCGCUACCGUUGCACCCUCGGACGGUUCUGUACCCACAGUACGACGUAAUCACGGUACCGCGACACCGGACGACACGUUUCACCGUCGUCCCGCUCGGUCAACCGCCGCCGACGUCGCAGCCGCAGCCGAAGCCAAAGUCGGAGGUCCUCCGGGCCACCGCCGCACAGCCGCCGCAACGUCGCCGCAAACGGGCAACACAGCCCGCUCAGACUCCACGACUGUUGUUUCUCGUAACGCAAUGUCGAAAUUCAGCGUGAUGGGCUACGAACCCGCACUGGUACUUGUCGCCACGCUGAUGGCUAUAAUGGCCGUGUCCGUGGUCGCCGUGCCGGCCGCUCACCACCUGCACCACCACUCGGGCGGCCACCACCGGAUGAUGUCGAACAACGGCGGGGCCGGGUCGUCGUCGCCGUCGUUGUCGGGCAUCGAUCACCCGCUCAGCAAGCGGUCGUUCUUCGACAUCCAGUGCAAGGGCGUGUACGACAAGACGAUAUUCGCCCGGCUGGACAGGGUGUGCGAGGACUGUUACAACCUGUUCCGGGAACCGCAGCUCCACUCACUGUGCAGAUCUACGUGCUUUAACACGGUAUACUUUAAGGCUUGUUUGGAGUCCCUUCAAAUGUUAACAGAGGAGACUCAAUACAACCAGAUGGUCGAGUUUUUGGGGAAGAAAUAAAAUAUAUAACAAUAAAUUAUGGUAUAUGUACUCCCCUACAUAUAUUUUAUUUAUUUUUGGUUAUUUAUUUAUAAACCAGACAUUGGCCGUCAAAAAAACCUAUUCUAGUCUAUUCAGAGAAAGCAACAGCAUUACAUACAAAAUAAUAUUGAAGAAAUAUGUUUACUUUCCCUAGAUGAAUUUUUCUAAUUUAUUUAAUAGAUAUAAGAUUUUGUUUUUAAUUUUUGUUUAUAAAACUUAUUUAAUUGUUUGU
Messenger RNA from Melanaphis sacchari, 1647 nucleotides. It is a transcript of the gene ITP, whose product is annotated as ion transport peptide-like. Gene Ontology annotation, biological process: circadian rhythm. Gene Ontology annotation, molecular function: neuropeptide hormone activity. Gene Ontology annotation, cellular component: extracellular region. The transcript has 3 exons. The record is from RefSeq and is a predicted model, not a curated record. The coding region runs from base 957 to 1394 and encodes 145 amino acids. NCBI's taxonomy places the organism in Eukaryota, Metazoa, Arthropoda, Insecta, Hemiptera, Aphididae.